ACUCACAGCUUCAUUUCAAACUCCUUGUUCAUCUCUUCAAUAAACUUCAAGUUAUAUACUUUCUCAUAUCUUCACCUACUCUGUUUUAAUGCUUAUAUUUAUUUGAUAAAUACAAAAUAAACAUAUUUACACAAGGGUUCUGCACUUCUGCUGUGCCUGUACUGUAAAUUAAUGAGCCUUCUCUAUCAACUCAUUGGUACUUCUUAGUACUUGUCAUAUCAAUAAAUUCUGUUCUCGCCGUCUUUUUUUCUGGUAAUAAUCGUUUACUCAUUAAUAAGCUUCCACCAUUGUUUUCGUCGAAGUUAGUAGAAUUCUCUAUUUGCGAAGUUAAGGCUUUGUUGGCUGAGCUAAAAUGGCACCGAACAAGAAUGGCAGAGGCAAGACAAAAGGAGACAAGAAGAAGAAAGAAGAGAAGGUUCUUCCUGUUGUAAUUGACAUCACUGUCAAUCUUCCUGAUGAGCUUCAAGUGGUUUUAAAGGGGAUAUCAACGGACAGGAUUAUAGACAUUCGCCGACUAUUAUCUGUGAACACGUUAACUUGCAACAUCACCAAUUUCUCCUUAUCUCAUGAGAUAAGAGGGCCACGGUUGAAAGAUACCGUGGACGUUGCCGCACUGAAGCCCUGCAUACUCACUCUAACCGAAGAGGACUAUGAUGAGCGGAGUGCAACGGCGCAUGUUAGAAGGUUGUUAGACAUAGUUGCUUGCACAACCAGCUUUGGCCCGUCGGUGAAAAAAGAAGAUCCCGGCGAGACUACUCCGGCGGCGCAGGAUAGCAAGGUCUCGAAAAAGUCGCAACGGAAACGAACGUCUCCGCCGCCGAAGAAAGACUCAUCAGUGCCACCUCCACCACCUCCGGCAUCGAAAGACGUGCCGGUAGAUGGUGAUGGAGAGUUAGGCAACUCGUCUCCGAAGCUCGGUAGCUUUUAUGAGUUUUUCUCGCUUUCUCAUCUCACUCCUCCACUCCAAUUUAUAAGGAAGGUAGAGAGACAACAAAAUGAUGACAUUUUUGUUGAUCAUCUUUUCUCUCUUGAAGUGAAAGUUUGCAAUGGGAAGCUGAUCAAUGUUGAAGUUUGUCGAAAAGGAUUUUACAUUGUUGGAAAGCACCGAAUCUUAUGCCACAACCUUGUUGAUCUUUUACGACAACUUAAUCGAGCUUUUGAUAAAGCAUAUGAUGAUCUUAUAAAAGCAUUUUCGGAACGCAAUAAGUUUGGGAAUCUGCCCUAUGGCUUCAGAGCCAAUACAUGGCUCAUCCCUCCUGUUGCUUCACAUUUACCAUCAGUUUUUCCUCCUCUUCCCAUGGAGGAUGAAACAUGGGGAGGAGAUGGGGGUGGUUUCCGAAGAGAUGACAAAAGUGAUUUGCUACCUUGGGCUAAUGAAUUUUUGUUUGUGGCAUCCAUGCCUUGCAAGACAGCUGAGGAGAGGCAGAUUCGAGACAGAAAAGCUUUUAUUCUACACAGCCUAUUUGUCGAUGUUGCCAUCUUUCGAGGCAUUUCUUCCGUGCAACAUAUAAUGGAAAAAACAAGUUUAAAUGGUUCAGAUGUAAAAGAUGAAACUUAUACAGAGAGAGUUGGGGACUUGAGUAUAACUGUCAUGAGAGAUGCUCUCAAUGCUAGCUGCAAGUUGGAUACUAAAAUUGAUGGAACUCACACAACCGGAGUAGAACAGAACAAAUUGGAUGAAAGAAACCUUCUGAAAGGGAUCACUGCUGAUGAAAAUACAGCUGCUCAUGAUAUAUCCACUUUGGGGGUUGUGAAUGUAAGAUAUUGUGGUUACAUUGCUGUUGUGAAAGUUGUGGUGAGUGCCAACACCAAAUUAGGUCCUCCAUCAGAAAAUCCUGAGCUUCAUGAUCAACCUGAUGGUGGUGCCUGUGCCCUCAAUAUCAACAGUUUGAGAAAGCUUCUUCAUAAAAAAUCAGUUCCUGAAGAUAACAAAACUUUACUAGAUUUACAGAAUUUGAAUCAUGUUGAACUAAGUUCUGACCGGGAAUUCGUAAAAGAUCUUUUAAAGGAGAGCCUCAGUAAGCUUGAUGAAGAGGAACAGAAAGGGCAUACAUUCACUAGAUGGGAACUUGGAGCUUGCUGGAUACAACAUUUGCAAGAUCAGAAAAAAUCGGACAAAGAAAAGAAGCUGUCUUCUGAGAAAACCAAAAACGAGGUGAAGGUUGAGGGGCUUGGUACAUCGCUCCGAUCCCUAAAAUACAAAAAGAACAUUGUUGGUAGUAAAGAUAACCUGCAGCCUGACAACUUGAGUAUGACCGCAAGUGAUGUCAAUGGAGAAGUAGACAAUGUGGUUCUUCCUUCUCCGGCGUCGCAACAGGAGGUGAAUGCCAAUGAAAAUGAGGUAGAAUUGCGGAGAUUGAUAACUGAUGAUGCCUUUACUAGACUAAAAGAGUCAGAAACUGGACUACACUGCAAGUCUUUGCAAGAGCUGAUUAAUUUGUCUCGAAAAUAUUAUGACGAGGUUGCACUUCCGAAACUGGUUGCCGAUUUUGGUUCGUUGGAACUCUCCCCAGUUGAUGGAAGGACUCUUACUGAUUUCAUGCACACACGAGGUCUUCGGAUGCGUUCUCUAGGACAAGUGGUCAAGCUAUCAGAAAAGUUAUCACACGUGCAGUCUCUGUGUAUUCAUGAGAUGAUUGUACGGGCAUUUAAGCAUGUUCUCCAGGCUGUGAUUGCCACUACUGUUAAUACACAUGAUAUGGCUGGGGUGAUUUCUGCUGCAUUGAACUUGAUGCUUGGAGUAUCCGAGGGUGAUCAAUCUGGUCAACUUUGCGGGGUUGAUCCACUAAUCUGGAGAUGGCUAGAGGUAUUUUUAAAGAAACGUUAUGAAUGGGAUCUUAGCAUCAUGAAUUACAAAGAUGUAAGGAAAUUUGCAAUUCUUCGUGGGCUAUGCCAUAAGGUGGGUAUUGAACUAGUUCCAAGGGAUUAUGAUAUGGAUUCUCCUCAACCUUUCCGUAAAAUAGACAUUGUUAGCCUAGUACCGGUUCAUAAGCAAGCAGCAUGUUCUUCUGCUGAUGGUCGACAACUCCUGGAAUCAUCAAAAACAGCUCUAGAUAAGGGAAAGCUUGAAGAUGCAGUCAGCUACGGGACAAAGGCUCUUGCGAAGCUGGUUGCAGUUUGUGGUCCCUACCACAGGAUGACUGCAGGAGCUUACAGUCUUCUUGCUGUAGUUUUGUAUCAUACAGGAGACUUUAAUCAGGCUACAAUCUAUCAGCAAAAGGCAUUGGAUAUCAAUGAAAGAGAAUUAGGACUAGAUCAUCCAGAUACGAUGAAGAGUUAUGGAGACCUUGCUGUUUUUUAUUACAGACUCCAGCAUACGGAACUUGCUCUCAAGUAUGUGAAGCGUGCACUGUAUCUGUUACAUCUCACGUGUGGCCCAUCUCAUCCAAACACUGCUGCAACAUACAUCAAUGUAGCUAUGAUGGAGGAGGGCCUUGGAAAUGUACAUGUUGCCCUUAGAUAUCUCCAUAAAGCACUGAAGUGUAACCAACGAUUACUUGGUCCAGACCAUAUACAGACAGCAGCAAGUUACCAUGCUAUAGCAAUUGCACUAUCCUUGAUGGAAGCUUAUCCUUUGAGUGUUCAACAUGAACAAACAACCUUGCAAAUACUCAGAGCAAAGCUGGGCCCAGAUGACCUGCGCACACAGGAUGCUGCCGCUUGGCUGGAGUACUUUGAGUCAAAGGCUUUUGAACAGCAAGAAGCAGCGCGAAAUGGGACCCGAAGACCUGAUGCAUCUAUUGCCAGCAAAGGUCACUUGAGUGUAUCAGAUUUGCUUGACUACAUCAGCCCAAGCAAUGAUGGAAAAGGAAAGGAUGCUGCACUGCUAAAGAGGAAAAGCUAUAUAACAAAGCUGAAAGAAAAAUCGUAUGAGAACUUUGGCUUAGCAAGUUCAGAGGGAUCUCCUAAAGAGGUUCUUCAAGAGCCAUUGGAUGAAAAUGAACAAAUUCCUGAACCUAAAGAUGAUACGAAUGUAAAAGUUGAAUUUACAGAUCCACCUGUAGAGCUUAAACAACCACUUGAGGAAAAAGCUCCUGAGGAAGAGCCUAUUCAGUUGCAGCCUUUUUUGGAGGAAAAUGCUACCAAAAAAGAUGUUAUUGCUCAUGAUGUCCCGCUUGAAUCACAUGGUGAAGGAGAAGAUGGGUGGCAACCGGUUCAAAGACCAAGGUCAGGUCGCUCGUAUGGGAGAAGACUAAGACAGCGGAGAGCAGCUAUGAACAAGGUCUACACUUACCAGAAGAAAGAUGUGCUUUCUGAACAAGACUAUUCAAGGACGAGGGGUGCCAAUCAAAAUAGUAAGUAUCAAAUGCUAAAGAAACAAUUGUUGUCUCCAGGAACUUAUGUUGAGUAUCACUCAGCAAAGAGUCCCUACCAGGGUACAAGAUAUGGUCGUAGAAUUGUGAAAGCUGUGGCAUACAGAGUGAAGUCUGUUUCUUCUGCCAAGGAUUCUACUACAGAGAAAUCUAAAAUUGGUAGGGAAGAAGAUGCCAGACCUGUUUCGGCAGAGAAAGAAGUUGUACCAGUAUCAAUGAAAAGUUCAAUAGUGAGCCUUGGCAAGUCACCUUCUUACAAGGAAGUAGCACUAGCACCACCUGGUACUAUAUCAAUGCUGCAGAUCCGGGUGUCUCAGGAUGACUUUCCUGACAAAAAUGAACUCAUUGUGGGAGAUGAAGAAACCAGUAAAGCAGAAGAUAAGGCAUGUGACAUCGUUGAUUCCACUGAUCACUCUAAAGUUGAGACUAUAACUGUCGCCGAACCAGAAGAAACAUGUUCAACUGUUCGGAAUGAGCAUGAACAACCGGAGGUAGUUCCUUCUACUGUGGAAAUGGCUCAUUCGAGCACUACUGAAAAUAAUCAAGUAGAAAAAGAGAGCACUGAGCAGGAUCCAUCUAGCAGUGUAGAAGGUAAAGAUCAUUCAUACUCCUCUUUGAAAGGAAUGGAGGAUUCAGAUAAAAACCCUUCUGUUCCAUGCUUUAUUGAUACUCGAGAAGUCCCCAACAAGAAGCUGUCAGCAUUGGCAGCUCCAUAUAAUCCUUCGCCGACUACUACACGUGUAGCUCCUUUGCCUCUGAAUGUUGUUCUUCCUCCUGGUCCUGGUGCUGUUCCAUCUGUUGCUCCAUGGCCAAUGAACAUGCCUCUUCAUCCAGGGCCAACUGCUACUCCAUUGUGUCCAACCCCUCACCACCCAUACCCAUCACCUCCGCCAACCCCAAACAUGAUACACUCUUUGCGAUUUGUGUACCCUUCUCCUUAUACUCAUUCACAACCAUUACCAACCAGUAGUUUUCCUGUAACUAGCAGCCCCUUUCAUCCCAAUCAUUUUGCAUGGCAACGCAGCACGAGCCCUAAUACACCAGAAUACAUACAAGGCCCAGUUUGGCCUGGCUGCCAGCCAGUGGAGUUCUCUGUUCCAGCACCUGUUGUAGAGCCAAUUGCUGAAUCCUUUUUGCCUCCGAAGGAAGAAUCCAAUAACGUUAAUAGCUCUAGUGGUUUGAAUUUGUCUGUUAAUGUUGAUGUUACUAACCACACUAAGUCCGUCGAAACUUUCCAAGCAUUGGAUGUUGGUGAGAACCUAAAUGCCGGGGUAGAACCAAAAACUAUGCAAGAAGACCUCAAACCAGAUUUGCAAUUGCAUGGUGUUCAAUGUGCCGAGAACUCAAUAGAUGACAGUAAUAGUCCCAAUAAAAAUGCUGGAAGCGGUGGGGAUAAUCACACAUCAAGUAACCCUCGGCGAUUUGACAAUGAAAAAACCUUCAACAUUUUGAUAAGGGGAAGAAAAAACCGCAAACAAACUCUGAGAAUGCCAAUAAGUUUACUUAGUCGGCCCCAUAAUUCCAAGUCUUUUAAGGUCAUAUAUAGCAGAGUAAUCAGAGAGAGUGAAGCUCCCAAGUCUACCAGCUUUUCUUCAGAUGAUAUAAGUACUCCUGGUACCAUGUAAGGGUUUAUUAAUAUAUUAAAAGUAUGCAGGAUGAUUACAAGGUAGAGAGAAAUCCGCUGCUAUACACAAAAGAAACUGGAUUUUGUGGAAGGGAGCUCCAUCAAAUCUGACCCUUCUCUAGUAUUAUUUUAAGGCCUACUACAGGAAGUUUUGCUCUUCGGAUUUUGAGAGUUGUCUUUUCGGCAAAUAUACAGUUCAGUUAGACACUUCUAUUUUUUUUCUGCUUCACAACAUAGAAGGCUUUUUUUAUUCACAGCAAUAGAAGACUGACGUGUAGUUUUUAAUAUCUUAUAGCAUAGACCUGAAAGUUCAAUUUGAUUUAGUUGUAUAUUCGACAUUCCAAAAUUCUUUUUAAUGGCUCUAAUGUAGAAUUUAUGUAGUUUAAAUGAAUAAAAAUCAGAUUCUGCGGAUUUUUUUA
Messenger RNA from Daucus carota subsp. sativus, 6356 nucleotides. Its product is annotated as protein REDUCED CHLOROPLAST COVERAGE 1. NCBI's taxonomy places the organism in Eukaryota, Viridiplantae, Streptophyta, Magnoliopsida, Apiales, Apiaceae. Gene Ontology annotation, biological process: organelle organization. Gene Ontology annotation, molecular function: protein binding. The record is from RefSeq and is a predicted model, not a curated record. Gene Ontology annotation, cellular component: cytoplasm. The coding region runs from base 353 to 5938 and encodes 1861 amino acids. The transcript has 24 exons.